UUCGGAAGCUCCGCGUCUUCAGCUGUCGCAAACUAACGCCAACCAAGGGUCCUUGCCUGGAGCUCCCUUGCCGCCUGAGCCCUGCACCCCUCACGCCUUGCCUUUGAGUGGUCGAGAGUCUGUCUCACCUUCCUCCCAUCUUCCACCCCAAGUCCACUUUCCACCAUGCCUCGUCCAGCACCCCGAGGCCCUGGCCACCCCUCCGUCCCCGAAGAGGCGCACCACAUCAGGGGCCAGUCUCUUGACGAUGCGAGGACAGCCGCCGAACUACAUCUCCGCCACCUAGCAGACCGCCACGCAUUGGAAGCAGAAGAGCAGCCCGAGGACGAGUUAGAGACCACGGACGAGUACGAAGACGACGAGAUUGCGGACGGCGGCGAAGUCCUGUCGGAUGAGGACCCCCAACACUGGGGCGAAAGGCAAUCGCGGAGUGGUCUCGUCGACGAGCUGCAGCCCGACGAUAUGAUGGAAGGCGACCUUGACGUCGACAUACACGACGAGGAAGGCGCCCCGACUGACGACUUUGAGUAUGAAGAGAUGGAGGACACGGUACCACCAUUUGACCCCGCCGCCCUUGGCCUUAAGGAGAUCAACAACCUGGCCCACUUCAGCGUGAGCAGCCACAAGCCGGGGAACGGGGUGGCGGAGCUGCUGAACGAUGACCUGGACAAGUAUUGGCAGUCUGAUGGCCAGCAACCCCACCUCCUCACGAUACACUUUCUCCGCCGAGUCGAGAUCAGGGCGCUCCGCUUCUUCGUCGACCACACGCAGGACGAGUCGUACACGCCCAUACGCAUCCUCUGGCACGCCGGCACGGGCCACCAUGACUUGAUACAGUUCGGCGAGCAGGUGCUGACUAGCCCGAGCGGGUGGCAAGAGGUCAAGAUCGAGGGGCUCGGCGGCGGUGCCGACGGCAACUCGCUGUGCUGCUUUAUUGUGCAGAUGCACGUCAAGGAGAAUCAUCAGAACGGCAAGGACACGCACAUCCGUGGCAUCAAGAUCUACGCCCUGGAUGAGAAGGCGCCGCGCGCUGGCGGCCGCGGCGUCCUUGAGGGUGGCGAUGAUGCCGCCGCCGAGGGAGAGACAGGGGGUGCCGGUGGGCUGUUGGGUCUGCCGGGUCUGUCCGGAAAGAGAGCAGACCGGGAAGACAACGGGGAAAACUCGAGAUUGGAUGCGACGCCAGGUCGGCUCGACAUUGGCGGUAUGGCUCUGCCGGACUUUAUGCGCGAGCCAGAAAUCAGGUAGCCCUGGGAUAUGAGGACUAUCGUUCUACGCAUGUCCUUCUCGUCUUGUAUUCUGCAGGCACUUUCAGGUGUUGGAUGGCGCUUUUGUACUGCUUCGAUAUGAUACCCGAUAGUAACGGUGCAAUGCAUUUUUAUCUGUUGUUUUUUGAGAGGUUCGUUGUCGUCGGUGCUGUUCCGUCAAAUCAACACAUCCCCACUCUACCCUUGCACGCCCACCAUAAAAAAGAAGGCAGCUUU
Molecule: messenger RNA, 1481 nt
Organism: Gaeumannomyces tritici R3-111a-1
Lineage: Eukaryota; Fungi; Ascomycota; Sordariomycetes; Magnaporthales; Magnaporthaceae
Product: anaphase-promoting complex subunit 10
Exons: 3
Coding region: 166-1245 (359 amino acids)
Biological process (GO): anaphase-promoting complex-dependent catabolic process; protein K11-linked ubiquitination
Cellular component (GO): anaphase-promoting complex
Source: RefSeq, a predicted model, not a curated record